Molecule: messenger RNA, 1788 nt
Organism: Fusarium sp. VM40
Lineage: Eukaryota; Fungi; Ascomycota; Sordariomycetes; Hypocreales; Nectriaceae
Source: the annotation of a GenBank genome assembly
AUGGGAGUCUUCGACAAGAUCCACCUCACCCUCGGGCGCAAGGGCAAUGAGGGUGCUGCCGCUGAGCAGCCCGUAACUGUCACUGCUGCCGUCCACGACAAGGACCACGAGGCCGGUGUCUAUCCUGACGAUGGAAGCACCAGCGAUGCCGUCACUGAGAACGCGCAGCAUGGUGUCCAGACUGUUGAGGCUACCACCCUGGCCUGGAGCAAGAAGGCUCUGGCUGGCGUAUUCGUCUUCAUGUGGUUGAUCUACCUCACCAAUGGCUUCCAGAGCCAGAUCAAUUACACUCUUGUUCCCUACGCCAGCAGUGAGUGGGAGUCUCACUCUCUCAUUCCCGUUAUCCAGGUCGUCGCCAGCUGCAUGACUGCUGCUGUCUACAUUCCCCUGUCCAAGAUUCUCGAUCUCUGGGGUCGUGCCGAGGGUUUCCUGCUCAUGGUCCUUUUCGCUACCAUUGGCAUGAUCAUGAUGGCUGCUAGCCACAACCUCCCUACCUACUGCGCUGCCUACGUCUUCUGGCAGGUUGGCUGGUCCGGUCUCACCUACAGUAUUGACGUUAUCACGGCCGAUUCGACACAGCUCAAGAACCGAGGUCUGGCGUACGCCUUCACCUCUUCACCUUACAUGAUCACUGCUUUCGCCGGUCCCAAGUCCGCCGAGGCCUUCCUCCUGAACGGCGACCAGUGGCGAUGGGGUUUCGGCACCUUCUCUAUUGUCCUCCCUGUUGUGGCCAUCCCUCUGUACGCUCUUUUGAGGUACAACCUCCAGAAGGCCAAGAAGCAGGGCCUCCUGGUCCGCCAGCCUAGCGGCCGAUCUUUCUUGGAGAACAUCAAGUGGGGUCUUAUCGAGUUCGAUGCUGCUGGUUCCUUCUUGUUCGCCGCUGGUCUCGUUAUCUUCCUCCUCCCCUUCUCCAUCGCCAGCAGCGCCCCCAAGGGCUGGAACACACCUUAUAUCAUUGCCAUGAUCAUCCUGGGAGUUGUUCUUCUGGUCAUCUUCGGCGCUUACGAGCGCUACGUUGCCCCCAAGCCCUUCCUCCGCUUUGAGCUCCUCACCAGCCGCACCGUCAUCGGUGUCUGCCUUCUGGACUUCAUCUACAUGAUCGCCUACUACUGCUGGAACAGCUACUUUACCUCGUUCCUCCAGGUCGUCAACGGUCUUUCUCCCUCAAAGGCUGGAUACGUCAGCAACACUUUUGAGAUCGUUUCCGGCGUUCUCCUCUUCAUUGUCGGCUACAGCAUGCACAAGACCGGUCGCUUCAAGUGGCUCCUGUGUGUCGGCAUCCCUCUCUACAUCUUCUCUCAAGGUCUUAUGAUCUACUUCCGUCAGCCUGGACAGUCCAUCGGUUACCUCGUCAUGUGUGAGGUUUUUAUCUCUAUUGCCGGCGCUACCUUCAUCCUCUGCAUGCAAGUCGGUGUCCUCGCUGCCGUCGAGCAUCAGUAUGUUGCUACCGCACUGGCUACGCUGAGCGUCACUGGAAACAUCGGUGGCGCUGUCGGUGGCACCAUCUCUGCCGCUAUCUGGACCAACACCUUUUACGACAAGCUUGCCGAGUAUCUCCCUGAGUCUGCUCUGCCUGACCUUGACACUAUCUACGAGUCUCUUGACUCGCAGCUGUUGUACGAGCCCGGAUCUCCCGAGCGCAUUGCUAUCCAGAGGGCCUAUGGCUACGGUCAGGCUAGAAUGCUUGGUGCCGGAACUGGUAUCAUGGCCAUUGCUCUUGUGUCGCUGUUCUUGAUCAAGAACUACGAUCUCAGGACGAUCAAGCAGACCAAGGGUACCGUCUUUUAA